Molecule: messenger RNA, 2397 nt
Organism: Lodderomyces orthopsilosis Co 90-125
Lineage: Eukaryota; Fungi; Ascomycota; Pichiomycetes; Serinales; Debaryomycetaceae
Gene: MED5
Product: Med5p
Exons: 1
Coding region: 1-2397 (798 amino acids)
Biological process (GO): regulation of transcription by RNA polymerase II
Cellular component (GO): mediator complex
Molecular function (GO): transcription coregulator activity
Source: RefSeq, a predicted model, not a curated record
AUGCACAAAUUACUAGACUUACUUCACGAGGCAAUUGCGAAAAAGAUACCUCAAAAGUCGUUUAUACUUCUACUGGCUCUUUGUACGCCAAUUACUGAUGAUGAGAUCGUUCAAAUAUUUCAAUCGCCACUUAAAAACGAACAAAUCCGUCUUUUCGUAGAUUGGGCCACAAGUUCAAUAUCAAAUUGCCAUAAGUUUUGGUCAAAUUUAGGUCAAGUCGAAGAUGGUAUCCAGGUGCGAUUUUUACAAGAGGUGAGAAGAGAAUACAACCAUCAGAGUUUUGUAUAUGAUGAAUUUAUAAGAUAUGCGUUUGAUUAUUUGAAUAACAGCACACCCUCUUCAGAGAUUGUCAACGAGUUUGUGCAUUUAUUAGGUCUUAUGAAGGACACCACUUCCAGCGAAUUCAUUGAAUUGUUCAAAUUGAUCAAGCAAACUGGAUACAACUUACAACAAACUACAAGAGGAGUGCUAACAUCUGAGCAGUUGAAUCACUUGGCUGAUUUGAACUUGAUAGAAUCUGAAAGUAUGGAGGAUACUUCAGAAGUUGGAGUCUCGCUUGAUGUGACUGGCAAGCUCGACACCUACCUCGAAGUGAAGCGGAAACUUUGGGUUUAUCAGAUUACUCGCGACUUUAACAAGUUACAACUUUACGAGGAUGCUGGUAGCUUCUUACGCCACUUCAAGGUAUGUGUUCCAAACCAAGAAAAUGGAGAAGUGGCACAGUUGUUGAUACUGCUGUUUCCUUUGAAUGUUGAGGGGUUUCAUUUGUUUAACGUGGAGAACUUUAUUCUGACAAGAGUGCCACCGAUGUUGGAGGAGCUUGGCGUGGUAAUUGAUCAAUUGGAAGUUUCAAGCAAUGUGAAACGGUUGUUGGUGUCUAAAGCAGAACCAGAUUUAAAGAGGCUACAGGAUUUGCUAAACACUGACCCCGAGUUCAUUUCAUUUGAGGAAAGUGGGUUGAUAAAUUUCAUCUCCGAACUAUCCCGAAAAGGCUCUCAGAAGAAAGUAAGUGAGACAAUAUUGGAACACAUGAGAGAAUUUGUACGCACAAAGCAAUUGGAAAAGUUGAAUCGUUUAUUGCUUGCUCUCAUGAACAAUAUCGAAAUGGUCAACAUUAUCAUGUUUCAUACGAAUUUGUCGUUAUUACACAUAUUGAUUGAUUAUAUUGACUUUGAAACAUUUGCCAUUGGGUCUGAAGACGACUUUCAAGACGUUUAUUCGUAUUGUGGAGUUGGUGUACUUAGUAUUAUCUUGAUUCUUGAAGUUUUCCACAUUGACUUAUCCAAGAUUGAUCUCAAUUCUUAUGCUGUUGGUUUUGUGAAUAACUUUUACUACCGAUUAGGUGAUAAUCUCACAAAUAAUACACCUUUGGAAAAAGAUGAUGAUGAUUUGACCAUUAUCGGAAAUUACAAUAAUUUAGUGACUGAAUGGAUCAAUGCACUUUUUGACGAUUCAAAUGAUGGACUUUCUGAUGAAUUGAUGAAGAGUUUGGGUAUUAAACAAAUCUACAAAUUGAUGCCCAUUAUCUACAAACAAGCAAUUAUGGCAACAAAAUUAGGCAAAAUUAACAUGGGGAUCUUGAGUAACGGAUUAGAUUAUUUAUCUCAAUUAUUUCUUCUACCUGUCACGACUUGUCUUGUGAAAUGGAUGGCUAGGGAUAAUAAAGACUCAGGAUUGUACAAACAAGUGAUUUCAGAAUUGAUGAAGCCAAAUGUUGACCAAGACUCAAAUCCUAUGUCGAGGAUUAUUUUGAACAUUUGUGGUAAUGAUGUGUUGAGAGUCGUUAAUGAUAACAAGAUCAAACAAUUUAUUCAUUACAAGGAUGUAGAAAAGACAAUAGAAAAUAAUAUCAACGUUUGGGAGAGAGUCAAAUUCAGUUCCAGUUUUGACCAAUUUGAUCUUCUUUUGAAAAACAAACGUGAAACAAUACUUUACAUGAUUCAAGAGCUGUACACGUUUCAAGAAACAAAGGACGAAAAUAGUAAACUUUUCAUCAAUUUGCUAAUUUCAGUGCUGAUUUUAGACUCAAUCGAAAACAUAGAUGAUUUGGAAUACUGGAAACGAGAGUUGAACAAAACAUCAGAAUUACAAAGCAAAAGUAAUAAUGAAGACAAAACCUUCUCAUGUAUUUUGGACUACCAUUACUCCUCAAUUUUUAACGAUGAUGUUGACAAAAGCAUGGACGAUAUGGAUAAUAAUGACGGUAAAGAUGAUAUCGAGAUGAAGGUGCCCGCAAGUGAAGAAUUGAAAACAGUGCAACGUCAAUUGAUUCUACAGGACAGCUUGCUUUCACAUUUCAAAGCAAUCAAAGACAAGACAAACCACGCAAACUUGUUUUACAAAACAGUGAGGGUUUUAACUGAUAAAAUAUUGGAAGAAUUAGACACUUGGAAUUGA